Camelus dromedarius (Arabian camel) is the source of this 1110-nucleotide messenger RNA. RefSeq lists its product as uncharacterized. The transcript has 3 exons. Lineage: Eukaryota; Metazoa; Chordata; Mammalia; Artiodactyla; Camelidae. The record is from RefSeq and is a predicted model, not a curated record. The coding region runs from base 1 to 1110 and encodes 369 amino acids.
AUGGCAGACAAAGGCUCGAGGCAGGAGAGGCAGGCCACAAGAAACAGUGGAACUGGAUCCACGGUGGAAAAGCCGCAGCCGCCCAAAGUUCCAGAGACACAGGGGGACAUCGUGCCUGCACGGCUCACUGAGGCGGAGGCAGUGGGGCUCAAGGCUCGCGAGGAGGGUGAGGAGGUGGUGGGCGACAUCUUGGCCGAGCGGCUGGACCGAGUCAUGGAUUCUGUCUUCAGAGUCUACCAGGACCGGCAAUGCAUUCCAUAUACAAUCAGCUGGGCACGGGAGACCAUGCGCUUCAUGCCCCGGGAUGAGGGAGAACCCCACCUGCAGCCCUGGCACGCAGAACCGCUCGGUGCACCGCCGCACAGAAUGGGCCGCAAGCCUGCGAUGGCGCGCCUGGACCCCGCGAGCCUGCCGUGCCGCUGGGUGUGCCCGCAGGUGGAGGUUCUGGUUCCACUCUCCACGGCACCUCCCCCGGAAGCCUACCGCAGGCCCCAACGGGGCGAGAAGAUGGAGGCCCCGGCCGGACUGCCAGCCUCUGGUCGGGGGCUCCCCAGUGUGGCCCACAACCCCCCCAGUGUGGCCUGCCGCCCCAGAUCCAAAAUAUGGCCAAGUGCCAAGUGGCCCAUCGGCUUGGAGGCCGAGGCCAAGCUGCUGGAUGAGCUGUGGGAGGGCCACAGGAUACCCCCACAGGGCCUGGUCCUCGGGGAUCAGGAGAUCCAGGAUCCUCACAAGCGGCCUCACCCUGCCCCUAGAGUUCUCGAGCCCACGUUCCAUGUGAAGGGGAAGCCCUUGCUGCGGCUGGAAGAGAUGAAGCUGCCUCCUGGUGUGAGCGCGUGGAACCCAGCUACCCAAGAGCUGCUUCGCUGUGCUGAACUUCAACAGGAGGACGAAGAGGACAGCACCUCUCCUCCUCCCAUCCAAACGAGUGCCCCAGAACCCGAGGUGACGGUGGCAGAGCUAACGAAGAACUUAGAGCCGGAAAUAUCGAUUCUCCCCUCCAAGAAAGUUUAUGCGGAAAUUAUAUGUGAGAGAAAACGGGGAAUAAGCUGGAAGAAGUGGGGAGAAGAUGGGAGAUCCACCAGACUGUCAUCCAAGUCUGACCCUGAGUGA